AUUGUUUGCUUUGGUAGAUGAUGAAAAUUUACGCACUCACGAGUGUUAUGGCACUUGGCGAAUGGGUCAAGAAACAACCUCAUUUACAAGCAAAAUCCCUAGAUGCCAAGUUUCUGUUGAGAUGUUUACGCGGAUGCAAAUACAGCAUGGAGAAGACAAAGAAGAAGCUGGACCUGACGUUAACUUUACGCAUUGCCCUGCCGGAAUUUUUCAGGGAUGGCAUCCGAUGUCUCCUGAAAAUCAAGAGGCUCAAAAUAAGUUUGGGGGGAACCCUUCUUCUGCCCGGGUAUGAUCGCCAAAGCCGUAACGUGGUGAUAAUCCGACCCGAUUGAGAAGAUUCAACGGGCCAGUUUUAUGAUUUAGGAUAUAGUGAGUGAUGAAGACGAGCAGAUGUUUGUUUGUCAGAUUUCUCCGAUUACGCCAUGAAUCACUUUACGGCCAUGCCGU
Daphnia magna is the source of this 447-nucleotide messenger RNA. RefSeq lists its product as uncharacterized. Gene Ontology annotation, cellular component: membrane. The transcript has 4 exons. Gene Ontology annotation, molecular function: phosphatidylinositol bisphosphate binding. The coding region runs from base 18 to 332 and encodes 104 amino acids. NCBI's taxonomy places the organism in Eukaryota, Metazoa, Arthropoda, Branchiopoda, Diplostraca, Daphniidae. The record is from RefSeq and is a predicted model, not a curated record.